AUGAUUUCUACAAGGAGAUUGCUGAUCGAGCUUCUUCAUCUCAGACCAAUCAUCCUUCUGUCUGGGAAGUUUCUCAGUCUCCUGCCUCAUCUGACAGACCUCGAGAUUAACUCAUGUGACUUUCAUGAUGAUUUCUACAAAGAGAUUGCUGAUCGAGCUUCUUCAUCUCAGAUUCAGAAGUUUAUCAUUAGUUACUUGUACCUACAUGACGAUCAAUCAUCAUCUGGCUAUCUGGGGAAGUUUCUCAGUCUCCUGUCUCAUUUGACAGACCUGACGAUUAACUCAUGUUCCUUUCAUGAUGAUUUCUACAAAGAAAUUGCUGACCAAGCUUCUUCAUCUCAGAAUCCUUACUUCAGGGAAAAGGAGCAUAUCAGCAUGCUACAGGAGUGGUCAGUAAGAAAACAACAACGACAGCAACUACAACAACAACAAUGGUGGUUAGAACAACGACAACAACAACAACAACAACGGUGCAACAACAACGAUGGUGGUUAG
Messenger RNA from Strongylocentrotus purpuratus (purple sea urchin), 495 nucleotides. RefSeq lists its product as uncharacterized. The transcript has 5 exons. Bases 1 to 495 code for a protein of 164 amino acids. The record is from RefSeq and is a predicted model, not a curated record. NCBI's taxonomy places the organism in Eukaryota, Metazoa, Echinodermata, Echinoidea, Camarodonta, Strongylocentrotidae.